AUGGCAGACGUCUUUUCAACAUCGGCUGUCGACGCACACGUCCUAGCACUCCGCCAACAGAUUCAGGCUACCGAGGACCAACUCGAACAACUCCGAGAACAACUAGCCCACGCCGAGGAGGCCCAACACCGCGCCCAAGAUGCGGGCAAGCUCGAGACAGACUGGCAGCAAGAGAUAUUGGGCGCCCUGAACAACCCACAACACCAAUACUAUCAGGAUCAACAACCACAACAAAGAUUUGGUCUUAGCAAUACCGAGUUCAAGCGCUAUGGCCGUCAACUCAUCCUGCCCCAGGUCGGCCUGCAAGGCCAAUUGCGAUUGAAGGCUGCUCGAGUCCUCGUCGUUGGUGCUGGAGGUCUGGGUUGUCCUGCUUCUGCAUACCUCGCUGGCGCUGGCGUCGGCACUCUGGGUCUGAUAGACGGCGAUAGUGUAGAAGAGUCAAAUCUCCAUCGUCAAAUCGCACAUUCAACCGACCGCGUCAACGUCUUCAAGGUCGAUAGUGCAAUUACCUUCCUACGCGGCCUGAAUCCGAAUGUCAACUAUAUUCCUUAUAGAGCUCAUCUGACCNCCUCUACUGCUCUGGAAAUCUUCGAUAACUAUGACUUUGUACUUGACUGUACAGAUCAUCCGACAUCACGCUACCUCAUCUCAGAUGCUUGCGUCUUGUCAGGAAAGCCUCUCAUAUCAGCUUCUGCUCUUCGUACCGAAGGCCAACUGACCGUCUUGAAUAAUCCCNCACGAGCUCCUGGUGCACCCGAUGGCGGUCCUUGCUACCGUUGCGUCUUCCCACGUCCUCCACCUGCUGAGUCUGUCGUCAGCUGCGGUGAAGGCGGUAUCUUGGGUCCUGUAGUCGGCGUCAUGGGCAUUCUUCAAGCUCUGGAAACUCUAAAACUCAUCACUUCCUCUCCGGAAGCAGCAGCACCUCCUCCGUCUCUUCUCCUCUUUUCUGCCUACAGCAUACCUCAGUUCAGGAAUGUCAAGCUACGCUCGAGACGUGUUGAUUGUGAUUCAUGCUCGACAAACCAUACAGUCACAGAGUCGAGUCUAAUUUCUGGGUCAAUGGACUAUGUCGCCUUCUGCGGCGUCACAAACCCUGUCGAUAUACUACCACCUUCAUCCCGCAUCAGUGCUGGCGAUCUCCUUUCCACUCUCUCAUCUGCAUCGCCACACGACGACGACGCUCCGAUCGUUCUGGACGUUCGCGAUCCUACACAGUUCGAGCUAUGCAGUCUACCCAACAGCAUAAACUUACCCUAUCAAGGUCUGCAAACCCGUCUGCGCGAAGACACUCAAAUCAUCGAAGACCUCACGGGAAGAGACGUCCUGGUCGUCUGCAAACUAGGCAACGACUCACAGCUUGUCGUGCAAAUGCUAGAAACUAUGAACCCAGACAUUAAAAGUCUAAAGGACGUACAAGGCGGCUUCCGCGCAUGGAGAAAUGAAGUGGACCCCGAAUGGCCUGAUUACUGA
Molecule: messenger RNA, 1470 nt
Organism: Aureobasidium vineae
Lineage: Eukaryota; Fungi; Ascomycota; Dothideomycetes; Dothideales; Saccotheciaceae
Source: the annotation of a GenBank genome assembly